Arabis nemorensis is the source of this 324-nucleotide messenger RNA. NCBI's taxonomy places the organism in Eukaryota, Viridiplantae, Streptophyta, Magnoliopsida, Brassicales, Brassicaceae. The record is from the annotation of a GenBank genome assembly.
AUGAAGGCCCGUACAAAAAGAGCCUCUGUUUCGGAAGAUGGAACUCCGAUAAACCAAAGAGUUCCUCGGAGCGUUAUAGUUGAUCCUACGGAAUCAGAGGAAGCGGCGGAAACCGGGACAGAAUCUGGGGCUGAGGAAGACACUAUGAAUCGGAAUCGAAACACAAAGGGGAAGGUAUGUAAAGRAAUCGAGAGUCAAAAUUUGUUGUCAAAAAGAAAYGUAACACUAGGUAACACUGGAGAACUACURUUUUAUGAGAAUUGGUACAAUUGGAGAACUACUGGAUAUAAUGCGUGGUACAACUGGAGAACUACUGUGCUAUAA